GUGCUGAGUUAUGCGAGGUUGGACGAAUCAACGCAAGGGAACAGUUGCUCGCAGGCCAGGACACGUACCACGCAUCUCUGCAGACGCACAGUAAACCUGUCACUGUCCAGUGUGCGCUCGAGACACAGCCGCAGCUGAAACUUCCGUUCAAACCUGUUUUUAUACAGUCUAUGGUUCAAACGCGCAAUUCUUUGUUGAACUGGCUUCCUAUUUAGAAAGGGCGUGAAGGCGAUUUGAGAUAAGAGAGAUUUUGGUGCACAACACAGUGGGACAUCAUGGCUGAGGAGGAGCUCAUGUUUAAUAUGGAGGAGGUGGGAAGUCCUCGGAAUGGAUGUGCUAAGGGAAGAGUGGCUUUCCAAGAUUCCAAUGCAAGUGAUGAUGAUGAUGAAGAAGAAGAUGAUGAUGAAGAUGACCUCCGUAUCUGCCCCAUCACUGACGACCCCAUAAGCCCAACCAAAGGUUUCUUUGACUACCCAAAGGACGUCUUUAGCAACCAGCAGCUUUCGAAUUCAUUGCCCAAAAACUCCUUCACAUACAGGGCAACUUGGAAACAUGCUAUUGAGAAAGCCAAAGCCAUGCCAGAUCCUUGGGCUGAGUUCCAUCUGGAGGAUAUUGAGACGGAGCGCUGCACUCGAUACAGAUACAAUGCGGUUACUGGUGAAUGGGCAAAAGAUGACAUAUUUAUCAAGGUUUCCUCUCAGUCAUUUGGAAAAGGAGCCAUGAGGGAAUGCUAUAGAUCGAAGAAGCUGUCAAACUUUUCCCACAGCAGCAACUGGAAAUCAGCCUCAAACUAUGUGGCUAAGAGAUACAUGGAGACCGUGGACAGAGAUGUUUACUUUGAGGAUGUGAGGUUACAAAUGGAGGCUAAAUUAUGGGGCGAGGAGUUCAAUCGCCACAGGCCUCCUAAACAGGUUGACAUCAUGCAGAUGUGCAUUGUGGAAAUGACUGGUCGCCCUGGGAGCCCUUUAUUUCACCUGGAACACUACAUUGAGGGGAAGUACACAAAGUACAAUUCCAACUCUGGUUUUGUGAGGGACGAUAACAUACGGCUUACACCCCAGGCAUUCAGUCAUUUCACAUUUGAGCGCUCUGGACACCAGCUGAUAGUGGUGGACAUUCAGGGUGUUGGGGACCUUUACACAGACCCUCAGAUCCACACUGAGAAGGGGACUGACUUUGGAGAUGGCAAUCUAGGUGUGCGUGGCAUGGCUCUUUUCUUCCACUCUCACCUGUGUAAUAAGAUCUGUAGGAGUAUGGGCCUCACUCGCUUUGACCUGUCCCCUUCUGAAACUGCACAAUUGGACUGCACCAACAAAUUGCUGCUGUCAGCUCAGACUGUCCUCCGUGGAUGUGAAGAGCAUUGUGGUUCGCCCAGGGUCCGGACGACCUCUCUCGGCCACAUGCCUGUUCUCCUCUCCCGGCUCUCUGAGACUUCCUCGGUUGAUGAAAGCAGUGACACAGACUCGGUUCCCUGUUCUCCACUUAGUAUGGGCAUCUCUGUAGGCCGAUCACCCAUGGGCUGGUCAUUCAUGUAUGAAAUGAAUGAGGCACAUCGAGUUAACACAGAUCACAAGGACUCAGAGAAUGGAGGAGACAGUGGUUACCCCAGUGAGAAACGCAGUGAAGGAGACUCAGUCGAACAUCACAGUCAGGGACGUCCCUUCUACAACAGACAUUGCUCAGAAUCGGAUGAGGACAGUGUUCGUCGGCUGACAGAAGAAAAAUGGAGUUUUUACCAUUCAUCUCGCUCCCACAUACACAGACCUUCCUGUGUGGCAAUGGAAGUAGAGAGACUUAACACGAUGCUUCUCGAAAAGAAAAUUGGUAAAUCCAUCCUAGGCAAGGUACAUCUAGCCAUGGUUCGCUACCACGAGGCCGGGCGCUUUUGUGAGAAGGAUGCACCAUGGGACCAGAUUUCUGCAAUGUACCAUUUGGAAAGGGCUGCCAUGUGUGGGGAGCUUGAGGCUAUAGUUGCCCUUGGCCAAUGUUACCUUCAGCUGCCACAUCACAUUCUACCAGAGAUCGAAUUAGAGGCAUCUGAGGAAAACAGCAAGAAGGGUUUCCGCUUUCUGCUGAAGGCCGCUGAGGCAGGAGACCGGCCGAGUAUGAUUCUAGUAGCACGAGCAUUCGACACUGGUUUGAACCUCCCUUCUGACAGGGUUAUGGACUGGAAACAAGCCAUGCACUGGUAUGACUUUGCCCUUAAGAUGACAGACUACGACGAGGGGGGAGAGUUUGAUGGGAUAAAAGAUGAGCCGCGCUACCUUCUGUUGGCACGAUUGGCUGAGAUGUACCAGGAGGGAGGGCACAACUUGGAUGCAGACCCCCAAAGAGCAGGUGAUCUUUUCACUGAGGCUGCUGAUGCAGCUAUGGAGGCCAUGAAGGGCAGACUGGCCAAUCAGUACUACAUGAAAGCAGAGGAAGCAUGGUCUAUGAUGGAAGAAUGAAAGUGCUGGUGUGCAAAAAAAGCAUGAAAAUGGUUCCUAUUGUGCACCCAGCCCCUGUUUACAUGCUGUUUUCAAUGCCUUAUGUUUUUCUUGGGUCUCUUUGACUUAAGAGAAAUAAUGUUGAUAUUAGAUCUGUUUUCUAAUGAGUGUGACAAGGGCAUAUGCUGAUUGCAGAUCAAAGAUAUACUGAGGUGCUAAAUACACAUACUCUCCUGGUUAAUUUUUGUUUAAGAACAGUUGCACAGUGUCUGCAGCCUGUUCAGGUUGCUUCAUGGGAAUACAUGCAUUACCUGUCAAUAAUUUCUUUCUCUUGUUUCUGAAAAGGACAACUGGUUGUUUCUUUAAUGAACAUGUUGUGACUGUUAAAAAUGGUAUCACCGAUGAUUACUUCAGUAAAAUUAAUUUGCUAGUAUUGCUAGAUCUGAUGUCUAAGAACAUUAAGCAUCAAUAGCUAUUGCUGUGAGUUUGAACAUGUUUUGUGUAGACUGUCAAAAACCUUUCAUAAUUCACAAUUAUCAAGGAGUGCAGAAGUGAGUGUGAUCAUUUUCGAUGGUUGUUUUUCAAAUGAGAACAAGAUUACAAAGAUUAC
Messenger RNA from Sinocyclocheilus grahami, 3036 nucleotides. RefSeq names its product eukaryotic elongation factor 2 kinase. Gene Ontology annotation, biological process: protein phosphorylation; myosin II filament disassembly; response to differentiation-inducing factor 1. The transcript has 19 exons. The coding region runs from base 276 to 2447 and encodes 723 amino acids. Gene Ontology annotation, molecular function: calcium ion binding; calmodulin binding; ATP binding. The record is from RefSeq and is a predicted model, not a curated record. Lineage: Eukaryota; Metazoa; Chordata; Actinopteri; Cypriniformes; Cyprinidae.